Entrophospora sp. SA101 is the source of this 606-nucleotide messenger RNA. NCBI's taxonomy places the organism in Eukaryota, Fungi, Glomeromycota, Glomeromycetes, Entrophosporales, Entrophosporaceae. The record is from the annotation of a GenBank genome assembly.
AUGGCAAACAAAAGCUUUUUCUCAGUAUUAAGCAAACGUUUAUAUAUCGAAAAAAAUAUACCUGAAGAUGAGGAUGAUAUUAAUAAUGUUUUUAAAUCACUCACAGCUCCCGAACAGAUGGUAUUGUUUAAGAAGUUUCGUCACCUGGAACGUGAAAUUAUGAGAAAAGAAAUAAUUGAAAAGGAAAAAGAAAUAAUUGAAAAGGAAAAAGAAAUAAUUACAAAAGAAAAGGAAAAAGAAAUAAUUGUACUCACAAAAGAUUUAGAGAUAUUUAGAGAGCGUAUGGGUCGGACAGAAUUGGACUAUUUGAGAAUAAAAGGAUCUGUGCAUGUUAGAGGUGUUUUGGAAUCCCAAACUUUUCAGAAAUUUUGGAAGCAUCGUCAAAAUCAAACUAUUCCUAUUGAUGUAAAUUUUGUGGCAGGGGAAAUGCAGACAUUAUACAAAUGGAUGUCUGAAAGAAUACAUAAUGUCAAUGCACGAGGAGGUGUUGUAGAGUGGAGUAAAUCCAAUUUAGGAAACGAAUGGAGUCAGGUGGUGGAAUAUAUGUGUAAAGAUCUUAACAUUAAAUAUGAAGUUUUCGGAAAUGAAAAUGAAAAUGCUCCAUGA